Angiostrongylus costaricensis is the source of this 522-nucleotide messenger RNA. The record is from the annotation of a GenBank genome assembly. Lineage: Eukaryota; Metazoa; Nematoda; Chromadorea; Rhabditida; Metastrongylidae.
AUGAGCGUGCUAAUAGGCGUCAACCUUUCACCGUCGAUGCAUCGAGUGUCAAACGGUAGUGUCGCAUCGGGUGACAGUCGUCGCAACAGUAUGGUCGACUCGUCUGGACGAUUUUGUAGCCAACCGACUAACGGCUCAUUUACAUGUCGUUUUUUAAACUUUUGCUUCCAAAUUGGUUCAGAUUUCUUUCUAAUUAUUGAUUUUUAUUUUUCAGACACAUUCAUUAAAAUCGUUGCCGUCGGUGAGUUCGGUAAUGAAUUAUGGCGUCAGAAAACAGAACUGGUUAAAGGAAGCUCGGAGCCACAUUAUAACUAUUCCUUACAUCGUACAGAUCUGGAUGUCUGUACGGUACGAAUUGAGGUGUGGAGCCCAGUGGGUGUGUUGAGGCGACGACAAAUGCUGGGGUGGUUGGCGAUGGGACUGAAUUCAAGCUCUCCCGACGCACAAGAACACUGGCAACAGAUGAUACAGGGAAGCGGCACCACUGUUACAAAAUGGCAUCCUGUACACCCACCUGAAUAA